AUGGCUUCACUUACAUAUCUCGUCACCGGCGCGAACAGAGGUAUUGGAAAGGGACUUAUCGCAUCCUUUCUCUCUGAGCCACGAAGUAUCGUUAUUGCCGUCGUGCGCGACCUCGAGCACGAGUCAUCCCAAUCGCUUCUACAGUUGCCUCGAGGUACGGACAGCAAACUAAUCAGGGUCAAGAUGGAUGCAGGAGAUAGCCAAUCAAUCCACAAUGCAUUCAAACAUCUCAUCGACGACCAUGGUAUCCGGAGUCUAGACGUUGUGGUCGCCAAUGCGGGAAAAGGCGGUGCAAGCCGCAAGCUCCACGAAACACCGCUAUCGGAGAUGCAGGAGUACAUGAGCACUAAUGCGUACGGAAUCGUGGAACUCUUCAAAUCGUCACUUCCUCUUCUGGUCAAGUCGGAGAAGCCCACGUUCUGUGCAAUCACAAGUGGUAUCGGUACAAACAACAAUAUUGAUACUAGUUUGCCCUUGGCAUGUUACGCCACGAGCAAAUUAGUUGCAAACCACUUUGUAAGAUGGCUUGCUGCUGAAAAUUCGGGACCGACCAUUUUUGCAUUGCACCCCGGCCUCGUCGACACUGAAAUGACAAAGGCGACUCUUCAAGAAAUCAAGAAGUUGAAUCCCAACAUCGAUGUCAAUCUCUUCAAGCUUAUUUCUGUCGAAGAAAGCGCCCAAUGUUUGAAGAAGCUGGUUAGUACAGCCUUGACGCAUUCUGAGGAUACACGUUAA
This is a messenger RNA of Fusarium venenatum, 735 nucleotides long. RefSeq lists its product as uncharacterized. Gene Ontology annotation, molecular function: alcohol dehydrogenase (NAD+) activity. The record is from RefSeq and is a predicted model, not a curated record. Lineage: Eukaryota; Fungi; Ascomycota; Sordariomycetes; Hypocreales; Nectriaceae. Gene Ontology annotation, cellular component: cytoplasm.